GGAGGUUUUUGUCUGCAAUGGCACCGAGCUUUGAUUGUGCAGUUUCAAGUCUUCUAUGUGCAGAAGACAACUUCAGCAUUUUCGAUGACAACGAUGAUAACUUUGGUGGGGGUGGUGAGUUUGGGGCAACAACAUGGAAUUAUAGAAUUUGUCGAAACUCGAAUCAAAACCGAGCCUUUAAUGGUGUUGGUGAAGAUGGAUUGCCGUUACAGAGCGACGAAUGUGUGGCUUUAAUGUUGGAGAAAGAACAACAGCAUUUGCCCAAUGCCGAUUACUUGAAGAGACUACAAAGUGGCGAUUUAGAACUGGCGGCUAGAAAAGAAGCUGUUGACUUUAUUGGGAAGGUUCAUUCCCAUUUCGGUUUUGGACCAUUGUGCGAGUAUUUAUCAAUAAACUACUUGGACAGGUUUCUCUCUGCCUAUGAAUUACCCAAGGGUAAAGCUUGGACGAUGCAAUUACUAGCUGUGGCAUGUGUAUCUCUAGCAGCCAAAAUGGAGGAGACUGAAGUUCCAUUGCUUUUAGAUUUGCAGGUUGGUGAAUGUAAAUAUGUGUUCGAGGCUAGAACUAUACAGAGAAUGGAGCUUUUAGUGUUGAGCACGUUGAAUUGGAAAAUGCAAGCAAUCACCCCAUUCUCCUACAUAGACUAUUUCCUUUACAAGCUGAAUGAUGAUAAAAUCCCAGAAAGAAGUUCAAUAUUGAGAUCAAUCCAACUCAUCUCAAGCACAAUAAAAGGGAUUGAUUUGUUGGAAUCCAAGCCUUCUGAGAUUGCAGCAGCAGUGGCCAUAUCUGUUGGUGUAGUGGACACUGAGAAAGCAAUGCCUUUUCUCACUCAAUAUGUACAGAAGGAAAGAGUGAUGAAGUGUGUGGGAGUGAUGUCAUUGGUAGGUGAAUCUAUUAACAAUGCCGGCGUCCCAUCCAGUCCGAUCGGGGUGCUGGAUGCCGCUUGCUUGAGCUAUGAGACCACGGCAAGUAGUUCCGGUACCAAAAGGAGAAAGCUAAACAGAUCCUUACCACAACAAGAUGAACAAGAUGAAAGAAUGGAUUGUUGAAUUGUAUUGUUUAUCAUUGUAGCUUUGGG
Molecule: messenger RNA, 1078 nt
Organism: Hibiscus syriacus
Lineage: Eukaryota; Viridiplantae; Streptophyta; Magnoliopsida; Malvales; Malvaceae
Product: cyclin-D4-2-like
Exons: 6
Coding region: 18-1049 (343 amino acids)
Biological process (GO): mitotic cell cycle phase transition; regulation of cyclin-dependent protein serine/threonine kinase activity
Cellular component (GO): cyclin-dependent protein kinase holoenzyme complex; nucleus; cytoplasm
Molecular function (GO): cyclin-dependent protein serine/threonine kinase regulator activity
Source: RefSeq, a predicted model, not a curated record